GAACUGCCUCGCGGCAUGCAUUAUACUUCGCCGUCUGGAACGACGACCACAAGUUACGCUCUCAACUAGAGCUGAUCAAUCCAAGGACGAACAAUGCUGGGAUCCUCGUGCUGUGAUUCAUUGGUUGCAUUGCCUCUCGUCCUUCUCACGCUGUGCCUAUCCCUAUCGAAUCUCCGUUGUACCUAUGCUCAGCCGGCCCAGUUGCAAUAUGAGGACUGCUUCUCCAGCGAUAACACGAGCGUGAAGCUCAAUAUUUCCACGGUAUAUGCACAGGUCCUUGAUGAUGACAGUGGAGGAGGGAAAUUCAUGAACCUCACCGUUCUGGGCGAAACUCCCGAGAUGAUUCCUGCCCAGGCAAACACUUCGACAGGCGAUGUUGCAACGACUCUCUUCACGACUACCGAGAUGCUAACCUUCGAGAUAUGGAACAAUAACACGUUCUUCUGCGAUUUAUUGCGUCCCGCCACCGGUGAACUGGCCAAUGUCACCGGCAAAAACUAUUGCCCUCUAGCUCCAGGGCCAUUGGCUUUCUCAAGCUACAUCCCACUGCCUACCAACUAUGAACUGGCCACAUUUGAUACACACCUCUAUGCGUUGGACCCGUACCAGCGUCUCCUCUUCUGCAUAAACGUCAACACGACCCUACUCGACCCUGGUCCGCUGAAUUCUGUCUAUGGUCACGCCGGAGUCAUCUUCUGGGUCACCGUCAGCCUCGCAAUCGGAUACUGGCUGGUGGUCGGAAUAGCUCGAUUGGCGUCUGCAUGGGGGAGGGGUUCCACAAGGAAUGGGAAAGGCGUUUGGUCGCGUGUGGAAAGUGCUGGAUAUAUCCUCGCGAGCGCAAUCAGCGGUGAACGGCUCGCCACCUCGCCCGCUCUCAUGAGAUUCUGUACUCCAUCUCUGAGAGAUAUCAUUUUUCACACUCAAUGGUGCGCCACGCUCGCGAUGGUUGCCGUGAAAUGGCCAGGUUUCAUAUAUCCCAUCAUGGCACAGACAGCUUGGUCCACAUUGGUGUACAAUAUUACGUUAUCGCAAGGUUCCACCGGCGCCCAUUCCCGAUGGAACCCCCUCACAGUUCCGCCAUACGACCCACCUGCGGAGUUUUCAGCACAGCUAGACAAUGCCUCCUCACCAAUUCACAUUGUCGCUGAUGCCCCCAACCUGAUUUUCCAAUUGCCUAGCGAUGCUACGCCGGGUUUAUCAUCCUUCGCUUGGGCGGUCGGCCUUCGCCCGCAGGACCUCUUCGGCAUGUGUCUUACCCUAUUCCUGGCCAUCAUAGGUGCAACCAUACUGUUAAGUGUUUUGGUGUGGGCUUUGGAUUGGGUGGCAUCACUUGCCACGAACGGAGAAACGCAGCCUCCUGCGGCGCUGGGAGGCUCGCGAAGUCCCCGCUAUUCUGCCGGUAGCAAGGAUCUCCUCGAUGGUGUUGUCCAAAAUCAAUCAGAUGAGAACAGAUCCCUGAACAGCCAUCUCCUGCUCCGAACAGUCGCUUUUUUCCCUCGGAACAGGCCGUGGUUGAAACUAAGAACUAACUUCGUAUCCUACCACACCAAUGUACUGCAAGGGAACUUGGUCCGCAUCCUGAUCUGGUUCCAUCUGCCAGUGACUAUUUUCUCCUGCUACCAAAUGACUCUAGGCCGGGAAAACGCCUCCCUCGGAUCUAUCAUCCUUGCAGCGAUAUCCUUCGCUGUUUUGUCCGUUCUGCUUCCCAUCUUUCUCGUGGUUCGGUUGACGCUUACCAACACAACAAAGCUGUACGAUGAAACAUGGACGCUACUAUCUCUCGGGCCUCUUUAUAAUCACUAUCGGCAUGGAUCACAAUUGUUCGCGUGCUUGCUAUUUGCCACGAACAUAGCAUUCGGCGUAACCAUAGGCUGCGGUCAGAAGAGCGGCACUGCACAAGCGAUUAUCAUCUUAGUGGUGGAAAUUGUGUCUGCCCUUGGGACCAGUAUCUGGCUGCCCUGGGGUCAAGGCGCGAGCAUGGGAUUGAUUAGCUUCCUAUUCUGCGUCGCCAGGAUUGUCAUUGCGGUGUUGCUUGUUAUCUUGACGCCAGCGGUUUCUGUGGAUUCAGGGGCCGCGCAAUGGGUUGCAUAUGCAAUUCUGUGUAUCCUUGCCCUCAUCUACCUGGCAUUCUUCUUGAUGCUUGUAGUCAAGAUCAUUGAGGGUGUGACACGCAUGUGCAGUGGUAUUGGAUUCCACAAGAGCAGACAUGUCGUUGACAGUGGGCUGCUCGGCGUGCUCGGGCUACUGGGUUGUUGCGGAUCGCGCAGACCCCGCUCUCGGGCCGAUCUGAGACACGUCACAAAGCAACCAUCCGCUAUACCUCUCACAAUGCCCAAAGCCGCGUUUAGAACUGAUACGCCAACUGGUUCUACUGGUCCGCCCUCUGUCUUGCGGCCGGAACAUGCGCUGCAGCCAUACAAGGAGGAUAGCGAUGACGAGACCGGCUUCAUCAUGGGAGCGUGGCAACCGUUCCCCGGCCCUGGCUAUACACCAGUAGACGACGGUAGUCGUACCCCGGAAUUGCCGAAGACAGGCUUUGCGCGAGUGGGUGGAGGUCGUGCUCACUACGAGUCACCGUACGCGAUCGCGUCCGGGUCCACUCAGAAUUUCCCGAAAUUGGACAAGAAGUCGCCAUCCAGUACAUUGGCUCAACGCCCGGUGCACCUCGACUACUCGCCACCUCCCACACCAUCCAUAUCCAGCGUCGCGAGAAGAGCCGACAUCAACUACCUCCCUCCUGGUGCCAUGCCACCUCCUCAUGUUCGGACCAAGUCGCAGACAGCCAUCAUCGAGGACGCGUCAGCCCUAGCUGCGUUCCGCUCUCACCUCAAUCCGACGGACCCAGAGGAGCCUGUAGAGAGCGACGAUGCGCCGCCGCCAAAGAAGCGUUGGUUCAACAGGCGCAAGUCUCGCCGCAUGAGCGAGGGCGACCUGAUGACCAUGACAGACAUGCCGAUUUCUUCACCACAAGAACCCGGCCGUUCGUUCGUCGUCGUGCGGAAGCAAAGACCUGGCAUGCCCUCGAACGACGCAUCGAACUCAUCGAACAACUCCCCGGAGCCAGAACGCAAGUCGUUCACCGUCCUGCGGGGCAAUCAGUCCGAGUCGCACGCAACAUCGUCAUAA
Messenger RNA from Laetiporus sulphureus 93-53, 3126 nucleotides. RefSeq lists its product as uncharacterized. The record is from RefSeq and is a predicted model, not a curated record. Gene Ontology annotation, biological process: transmembrane transport. Bases 94 to 3126 code for a protein of 1010 amino acids. Lineage: Eukaryota; Fungi; Basidiomycota; Agaricomycetes; Polyporales; Laetiporaceae. The transcript has 6 exons.